AUGAGUCGUCCCGAGCACAUUUCGCCACCAGAACUCUACUACAAUGAGAAAGAGGCUGCCAAGUACAAUUCCAGCUCGCGGAUCGUCAAAGUACAGCAGGAGCUCUCGACUCGAGCGAUUGAGUUGCUGAAUCUGCCUCAAGACCACGAAGCUUUUAUCUUGGACGUUGGCUGUGGGAGCGGUCUAAGCGGAGUGGCACUCGAGGAACACGGUCAUGCGUGGGUUGGCGUCGAUAUCAGCAAAGAUAUGCUGGAAAUUGCUUCGGAGCGAGACAGCAGUGGGGACGUGUUUCUGCAAGACAUGGGCGGCGGCCUACCCUUUCGUCCGGGUGUCUUUGAUGGCUGUAUCAGUAUAUCCGCUGUGCAGUGGCUCUGCUACUCGGACAAGAAGGAACACACGGCUCGGAAGCGUCUUACACGCUUCUUUACGUCGCUGUUUACGUGCUUGAAGGCUGGCAGUCGAGCCGUAUUGCAACUGUAUCCCGAAACGCCCGAGCAGAUGGAGGAGAUAUCAGGCACCGCUAUGCGCUGCGGCUUUUCUGGUGGUCUCGUGGUUGACUUUCCAAAUAGCGCCAAGGCCAAGAAAUUCUACUUGUGUCUUUUUGCUGGAUACCUGCAGCAGCAGCAGCAGCAGGUUCCACAAGGUCUCGGUGUAGGAGCCACUGCGAAUGAGAUCUCGUACGAAGGACGCGGCCGAACCCAACGCCCACGCCGAGGAAAGGGACGCGAACAAGUUAAAGCCAAGGACUGGGUGAUGGCAAAGAAGGAGCGUUAUCGCAAGCAGGGCAAGAAGGUCAAGUCAGAUAGCAAGUUCACGGGCAGAAAACGCCCUGGCAAGUUUUAA
Messenger RNA from Peronospora matthiolae, 843 nucleotides. NCBI's taxonomy places the organism in Eukaryota, Oomycota, Peronosporomycetes, Peronosporales, Peronosporaceae. The record is from the annotation of a GenBank genome assembly.